Cercocebus atys (sooty mangabey) is the source of this 5913-nucleotide messenger RNA. RefSeq names its product protein kinase C, alpha (gene PRKCA). Gene Ontology annotation, biological process: protein phosphorylation. The transcript has 15 exons. Gene Ontology annotation, molecular function: diacylglycerol-dependent serine/threonine kinase activity; ATP binding; zinc ion binding. The record is from RefSeq and is a predicted model, not a curated record. Lineage: Eukaryota; Metazoa; Chordata; Mammalia; Primates; Cercopithecidae. The coding region runs from base 845 to 2476 and encodes 543 amino acids.
UAUUGUAUUACAGUUCAGGAGCCCAGAAGUUCCAAAUCAACAUGUCAGGAGGGCCACACUCCCUCCAGAGUCUCAGGGGAAGAUCCUUCCUGGCCUCUUCCCGCUCGUGGUGGCUUCCGCUGUUCCUUGCCUUGUGACCGCAUUAUUCCAUUCUCUGACACUGUCUUCACACGGCCUUCUUCCCUUUGUCUCUGUCAAAUCCCCCUCGCCUUUCUGAGGACACCAGUCAUUGGACUUGAGGCCUACCCUAAAUCCAGGAUGAUCUCAUCUCAAGGUCUUUAUUUAAUUACACCUGCAAAAACCUUACUUCUAGAUGAAGUGGCGUUGUUCGUCUGGGUUAAUACCUGAGGUUCGUUGCCUCAUGCCAAGGAAAUCAAGGACACGGACACACAAGGAGUGAGUUUAAGAGCAGGAGUUUAAUAGGCAAGAGAAAGAGGAAAGCUCUGUCUCCUGCAGAGAGAGAGGGGCUCCUGAGUGGGUCUUCCAGUUCCAUCGUGAAAUGCACGGGGGGGAGUUUUACAGAUGAGCGUGAAGAGGCGGUGUCUGAUUUACAUAGGGCCCAAAUGAUUGGUCAGAUAGGUGUGCCAUUUGCAUAACAUACGAAGAAGCUGGCUGCCCCACCCUAAUCUUUUGUUAUGCAGGUGGGUUCUCUGCCUGGCCAGCGCUUGUUGCCUGCUUGUUCACUGCACACCUGGUUGACAAAAGGGAAGAUGGACCCUCCGUGUCGAACACACCUGGCCCCCAGGACCCCAGGAGCAAGCACAAGUUCAAAAUCCACACUUACGGAAGCCCCACCUUCUGCGAUCACUGUGGGUCCCUGCUGUAUGGACUUAUCCACCAAGGGAUGAAAUGUGACACCUGCGAUAUGAACGUUCACAAGCAAUGCGUCAUCAAUGUCCCCAGCCUCUGCGGAAUGGAUCACACAGAGAAGAGGGGGCGGAUUUACCUAAAGGCUGAGGUUGCUGAUGAAAAGCUCCAUGUCACAGUACGAGAUGCAAAAAAUCUAAUCCCUAUGGAUCCAAAUGGGCUUUCAGAUCCUUAUGUGAAGCUGAAACUUAUUCCUGAUCCCAAGAAUGAAAGCAAACAAAAAACCAAAACCAUCCGCUCCACACUAAAUCCCCAGUGGAAUGAGUCCUUUACAUUCAAAUUGAAACCUUCAGACAAAGACCGACGACUGUCUGUAGAAAUCUGGGACUGGGAUCGAACAACAAGGAAUGACUUCAUGGGAUCCCUUUCCUUUGGGGUUUCGGAGCUAAUGAAGAUGCCAGCCAGUGGAUGGUACAAGUUGCUUAACCAAGAAGAAGGUGAGUACUACAAUGUACCCAUUCCAGAAGGGGACGAAGAAGGAAACAUGGAACUCAGGCAGAAAUUCGAGAAAGCCAAGCUUGGCCCUGCUGGCAACAAAGUCAUCAGUCCCUCUGAAGACAGGAAACAACCUUCCAACAACCUGGACCGAGUGAAACUCACCGACUUCAAUUUCCUCAUGGUGCUGGGGAAGGGGAGUUUUGGAAAGGUGAUGCUUGCCGACAGGAAGGGCACAGAAGAACUGUAUGCAAUCAAAAUCCUGAAGAAGGAUGUGGUGAUUCAGGAUGACGACGUGGAGUGCACCAUGGUAGAAAAGCGAGUCUUGGCCCUGCUUGACAAACCCCCGUUCUUGACGCAGCUGCACUCCUGCUUCCAGACAGUGGAUCGGCUGUACUUCGUCAUGGAAUAUGUCAACGGUGGGGACCUCAUGUACCACAUUCAGCAAGUAGGAAAAUUUAAGGAACCACAAGCAGUAUUCUAUGCAGCAGAGAUUUCCAUCGGAUUGUUCUUUCUUCAUAAAAGAGGAAUCAUUUAUAGGGAUCUGAAGUUAGAUAACGUCAUGUUGGAUUCAGAAGGACAUAUCAAAAUUGCUGACUUUGGGAUGUGCAAGGAACACAUGAUGGAUGGAGUCACGACCAGGACCUUCUGUGGGACUCCAGAUUACAUCGCCCCAGAGAUUAUCGCUUAUCAGCCAUAUGGAAAAUCUGUGGACUGGUGGGCCUAUGGCGUCCUGUUGUAUGAAAUGCUUGCCGGGCAGCCUCCAUUUGAUGGUGAAGAUGAGGACGAGCUAUUUCAGUCUAUCAUGGAGCACAACGUUUCCUAUCCAAAAUCCUUGUCCAAGGAGGCUGUUUCCAUCUGCAAAGGACUGAUGACCAAACACCCAGCCAAGCGGCUGGGCUGCGGGCCUGAGGGGGAGAGGGACGUGAGAGAACAUGCUUUCUUCCGGAGGAUCGACUGGGAAAAACUGGAGAACAGGGAGAUCCAGCCACCGUUCAAGCCCAAAGUGUGCGGCAAAGGAGCAGAAAACUUUGACAAGUUCUUCACACGAGGGCAGCCCGUCUUAACACCGCCUGAUCAGCUGGUUAUUGCUAACAUAGACCAGUCUGAUUUUGAAGGGUUCUCGUAUGUCAACCCCCAGUUUGUGCACCCCAUCUUACAGAGUGCAGUAUGAAACUCACCAGCGAGAACAAAUGCCUCCCCAGCCCCCAGCCCUCCCCACGGUGGGAAGUGAUCCUUAACCCUAAAAUUUUAAGGCCACGGCCUUGUGUCUGAUUCCAUAUGGAGGCCUGAAAAUUGUAGGGUUAUUAGUCCAAAUGUGAUUAACUGUUCAGGGUCUCUCUCUUACAACCAAGAACUUUAUCUUAGUGGAAGAUGGUACGUCAUGCACAGUGUCCAGUUUAAUUCUGUAGAAGUUACGUCUGUCUCUAGGUUAACCCUUCCUAGAAAGCAAACAGACUGUUGCCCCAUUGUGGGUACAAUUUGAUAUACUUUCCAUACCCUCCAGCUGUGGAUUUUUCACCAUCGGAAUCCCCCAACCAGAGAUGUUAAAGUGAGCCUACCCCAGCCCAGGGGGCUGGAAACAUCUCCACCCAAGACGUCUUGGAAUCCAAGAGCAGGAAGCCAAGAGAGUGAGCAGGGAGGGAUUGGGGGUGGGGGAGGCCUCAAAGUACCCUGUGCGUCCGUUCUCUGCCUCCAUGGAAACGGCCCCUAGAAUCUGAAAGGCCAGGAUGAACCUAAUCACUGUUCCCAAACAUUGACAAAUCCUAACCCAACCAUAGUCCAGCAGUUACCAGUUUAAACAAAAAAAAACCUCAGAUGAGUGUUGGGUGAAUCUGUCAUCUGGUACCCUCCUUGGCUGAUAACUGUCUUGAUACUUUCAUUCUUUGUAAGAGGCCAAAUCGUCUAAGGACGUUGCUGAACAAGCAUGUGAAAUCAUUUCAGAUCAAGGAUAAGCCAGUGUGUAUGUACGUUCAUUUUAAUCUCUGAGAGAUUAUUUUUCAAUCCAGGGUGCCAUCAGUAAUCAUGCCACUACUCACCAGUGUUGUUCGCCAACAGCCACCCCACACACACCAAUAUUUUGCUGCCUACCUUGUUAUCCUUCUCAAGAAGCUGAAGUGUACGCCCUCUCCCCUUUUGUACUUAUUUAUUUAAUAGGCUGCAGUGUCGUUUAUGAAAGUACGAUGUACAGUAACUUACUGGAAGUGUUGAAUCUAGCAUCAGCCCCUGCUGAUUGAUUUUCCUCCCUUCUCCAGCCCUGGAUGUCCACUUAGGGAUAAAAAUAAUACGGUUUUGAUUCCCAUUUCUAGUACACCUGGAGCUGUAGAAUCAGGAAACCCGGAUGCCUAACAGCUCAAAGAUGUUUUAUUGCUAGAAGGAUUUUAAUAUGUUUUGCAAAUGCAUCAUGCAAUGAAUUUUGCAUGUUUAUAAUAAACCUUAAUAACAAGUGAAUCUAUAUUAUUGAUAUAAUCGUAUCAAGUAUAAAGAGAGUAUUAUAAUAAUUUUAUAAGACACAAUUGUGCUCUAUUUGUGCAGGUUCUUGUUUCUGAUCCUCUUUUCGAAUUAAGUUUUAGCUGAAUCCCUUGCUUCUGUGCUUUCCCUCCCCGCACAUGGGCACUGUAUCAGAUAGAUUAAUUUUUAAAUGUAGAUAAAAUUUCAAAAAUGAAUGGCUACUUUACAUGAUAGAUUAGGCUCUUACUACGUGUGUGUGUGUAUAUAUAUAUAUAUUUGAUUCUACCUGCAAACAAAUUUUUAUGGGUGAGGACUAUUUUUGAGCUGACACUCCCUCUUAGUUUCUUAAUGCCACCUUUCAUCCCAGUUCCUCCACCACUCUUCCUCUUUGGGACAACAGAAAGUGUCUGAUUGCGGUCUGCCUAGUACACUGGUGCACAUGUGGCGUUGCUGCAGCACCUGGGCUGACCUUUGUGUGUCCGUGUGUGUGUGUUUCCUUCUUCCCUUCAGCCUGCGACUGUUGCUGACUCCAGGGGUGGGAGGGAUGGGGAGACGCCCCUCUUGCUGUGUGUACUGGACCCGCAGGAAGCGUGCUGUCUUGCUGCCUCUGCAAGGACCUGUCGUUUGCUCCAGCACGCACAAACUUCAUGAGACCAACACAGCCGUGCCCUGCAGGCACCAGCACCUGCUUUUCAGAGGCUGCGGACUUUCUUCCAGCCAUUGUGGCAUUGGCCUUUCCAGCCUUGGGAGGAGCACGCUGCUUUGGUGAGACACCCCCCAUGUAAGGUCCUCAGAGGAGCCAGGUUCUACCACAAACAGAAAGAGAGUGAAAGUAGCUGUCGGUCCUUGUAGAGAGCCACUCUGUUUCCUCCCAGAAGCAUCUCCCAGCUAAACUCGCCUUAUUUUUCUCCUCUGGCUGUUUGCCUGAAGUUCGCAGAACAUACAACCAUGAAAGGCUUUUUGAGGUGAGAGGCCCAGGUGGUCCUGGCAACCCUGAGUAGAAGGAGAGAUGGGGUAGGGAAUGGGCCCGGCCAGAAAAGAGCCACUUCUUCUGCCAUCUUUUAUGCACCAUAGACAUCAAGACUCCAGGGUGGCCUGGCUCCCCUGUUCUUGCGGCCCUGCGGAUCAGUGCACAAUCUGGGCUCGUGUCCUGACCAGGUGCACGUCCUCUGAUCCGAGGGGAAAGGGACUAGUUUAUAGAAAGAGCCUAGGAGACAAAAGGGCCGGUCCCCCUGCCCAGAAUGGAGCAGCAGCAGGACGGACCCCCAUGAGGCCCCCAGAGAGGAGGAAGGUCCCAUGGAGGAACACAUGGGGUUAGGGAUCCUUGUUCAGCACCCCAAACGGCCUGUGUGUUUUAAGCAAGCAGCAGGCUCAGGCCUUCCCUGCAGCCCCAUCACCCACAAGUUUGUUUCUCUAGGAAACACAUUCACCGUCUCAGCUGGCUGUUAUUCUCUCAGACCGUGUGGCAAAGUUUUCCAAGAAAAUGCCCCGACGGGGGUGCCCAGCACACUGCCUGAGGGACAGCAGACCCCAGAGCAAACCCCCAGGAGGAAACAGUCAAAAUCAAGGCCCGGUGCAGUGUUGUCAGUGGAACCUGCUUUAUCCAUUGCUGAGUGUUGAAUGUGGGUCAUGGUUAGGGCUUUACAGAUCUCAGCAGCCCAAGACUGUUACUGUUGGGACUGUCAUGUAGAUAACCAUGGGCAAUGGCUCGCCUCGGAAUCAGUUUGUGAUAUUCUAUGGUACUGGCCCCUUCGUGGGCAUUGUGUGAAACGAGAUGGUGGCGAGGGGUGCGCUGUGGAACUGCCACAGCCACACAUGAGGUCUCUGGGGGACCCUUUGGGAAGUCCUUGCUCCUGAGCACGACCUGAUUGCCAGGGCCUGCGGAGGUCUAGGCCACCGGGCAGAAGCUAGCACCGUCCAAAUCCCCGCGGGACCCGUGGAGCUAUGACCACAGCAGGCCAUUCAAACGGCGCUGCAUUCUUUCCUUGGAAGGUGGCCACUCCUGGGUGGCAGAGCCUUUCCCUGAGGCUGCAGGCCAUGAGCUGGCAGCCCGUCUCUUGGCAUUUCAAUUGAAGGUCACCAGGUGCUGGCUUUGAAAGGAAGUCACUGGAAUGCUGCCGGGGGCCACCCUCCGAGGUUAAUGCGAGGCCCACAUCCAGG